GUCUUCUUACCUCAAAAAAAUAUAGUUUUUGUCCUGAUUUGGGCCACUUGUGGAUUUGCCCAUCUGCAAGUUGUAGCCCCGCCCGCAACUGAAGUCCGAGACACAAAACCCUAAUUUCUAUUUAGCUUUUGCCCACUGCAAUCUUAAAAUCGCUUAGCUUAUUGAGGAGCUGCCUCAAUUUCUCCACGAACCAGAUCAUUCAGCAACAAAAUGUCAGGUGAGGAAGGUACCGUUGCUGUUGAGACACCUGCACCUCUCGGUGAAGCCAUGGAUUUGAUGACUGCAUUGCAGCUAGUCCUCAGAAGAUCUUUGGCUCAUGGUGGGCUUAUUCGAGGUCUUCACGAAGGUGCAAAAGUGAUCGAGAAGCAUACUGCCCAGCUCUGCGUAUUGGCAGAGGACUGCAACCAGCCGGACUAUGUUAAACUUGUCAAAGGCCUUUGUGCCGAUCAUGGUGUUGGGCUUUUGACUAUUCCUAGUGCUAAGACCCUUGGCGAGUGGGCUGGCUUGUGUAAGAUUGAUUCCGAAGGCAAAGCAAGGAAGGUGGUUGGUUGCUCUUGUGUCGUGGUUCAGGAUUAUGGUGAGGAGAGUGAAGGUCUUAAUGUUGUUCAGCAACACAUCAAGUCUCACUGAGUAGAAGUGGAUCCGAAUUUGUAGAGACCUUUUUUUAUUGUUUUCAUGAUACCCUCAUCCUAUGGGGUUUUUGAUUGUUUGCUAGCUGCGUUUAUUACCAACUGAUUGUUUCAAUUUAUUGUGGUGGAACACCCUUUUUUAAUACAUGACAUGCGGAUUUAGCAAA
Hevea brasiliensis (rubber tree) is the source of this 796-nucleotide messenger RNA. Its product is annotated as 40S ribosomal protein S12. The transcript has 4 exons. Gene Ontology annotation, biological process: translation. Bases 211 to 630 code for a protein of 139 amino acids. Gene Ontology annotation, cellular component: ribosome; cytosolic small ribosomal subunit. The record is from RefSeq and is a predicted model, not a curated record. Gene Ontology annotation, molecular function: structural constituent of ribosome. Lineage: Eukaryota; Viridiplantae; Streptophyta; Magnoliopsida; Malpighiales; Euphorbiaceae.